AUGUGGACUCUACUACUAGUUAGUCUAACCACCCUAGCCCCUAUCACCUCAACCCUAUCAUGUAAACCCCGUCGUGGGGGAACUCCCGUCCCACUUGGAGUAUUUCUAAACAGUGCACCAACGAAAUCCCUGGAUAAAAAGCUCUUCGACGCAAAACCAGCCAUUAAACUUGCUCUAAACUAUAUUCAGAAUCAUUCCUGUAUACUAGACGGUUUCAAGCUGGAGCUCAUCUAUAAAGAUACAAAGUCUCUGAGUGAUUAUGAAUCACCUGUGUUCACUUUAUUUACUGUGCCCAUUUCAGCUUCUGAGGCGAAAGUAAGCUUUUUUCUCUUGCACUUUGAUAGUUCUUGCAUGCGAACGUCCUUGAAUGAUUAGCG
Messenger RNA from Strongylus vulgaris, 377 nucleotides. Lineage: Eukaryota; Metazoa; Nematoda; Chromadorea; Rhabditida; Strongylidae. The record is from the annotation of a GenBank genome assembly.